UCACCCAGCUUCAUGAUCAAACACACACACACACACACACACACAUACAUACAUACAUACAUACACACACAGGCUAGAGCAGAACCGAGGAACACAUUGUUCCAGGUUCUUGACAAGGUGUCAGCUCUCUUACAACUGAAUUACAACACUUACUCGACCGGGAACCGACCUCAGACAUUACGGAAUCUACACCUUUGAGGAUUUAGUACGGAAAACCCACCACUUUAGGAAUAAUUUCGACAGCGCACCACGGCAGGACGUGAACAGGCAUUUUUACGGAUAUGAAGACUAAAAAGGGUAUGCUGGCCACUUCUGGCAGUGAGACAGAAGAUGAGGAUAACAUUGAUGUCCCUCUGGAUCUUUCUUCGUGUCGUGGAUCUGCAGCCAAAAGAAAACGGAGAGGCAACCUGCCUAAAGAAUCUGUACAGAUUCUCAGAGAUUGGCUUUAUGAACACCGAUAUAAUGCCUACCCUUCAGAACAGGAAAAGGCACUGCUCUCAAAAGAGACUCAUCUUUCCACACUUCAGGUGUGUAACUGGUUCAUUAAUGCCCGUCGAAGACUCCUGCCAGAGAUGCUACGAAAGGAUGGUAAAGACCCAAACCAGUUUACCAUUUCACGCCGUGCCAGCAAGGCACCUGAGGGCAUGACUGACAGCUCACACUCACCUAAACAUGAUAGCUGUGAGCCUGGCUCACCUGCUUGUCCAGACAGCGUGACUAUUUCCACCAGUUACCCCAAAAAAACAGCAUCACCCACAACACCACCUUCACCCACUCUGGCCCGUCCCUCUGUCAUUUGCCAUACUACCAUCACGGCUACAGGUCCAAAGGUCGACGGGACCACAGACUUAGCAGUCUUCAGCUACCCAUCAGGCACAGGACUGGGCACAGAAUUCAACACCCCACCACCUACCCCUCCUGACCUGACAGCACAGGACUUCAGUGGCUUCCAGCUUCUUGUGGAUGUGGCUUUGAAGAGAGCUGCUGAGUUGGAGCUUCAGGCUAAACGAGUGCUCGCUUAAAUACCGGAAAUGGAUGGAUAGGUAGAGAAUAGAUGUUUCAUAAACAUUAAUUCCUGGCCCCAAACCCUUUUUGAAGUGUACAUUGCAGGGAGACUGGGCAUGUGACUUGGUGACAGAAAGUGUUGAUGAAUCGUAAAGUCCUAAUCAUUUCUAUUUUUGCUAAAUGUAAAUCAAAUCUGUUCAAAUUUGGUAUUACUAUUCAGUUUAAGGGGCCAUUGCAGUCCACACCUUUUUGUAUUUCAUUUGUGUAUAGAAAUAUGUAUAUCUUUCUUUUUUGCACAUGUGACCAAAAAUAUAUACACAAAGACUUUGUAGAUUUUGAGGAGAGAAACUUGUAUCUUCUGUUAUAGUUUUCCAUUAUAUUUUUGCAAAUAUUUGGUUCUGUGAUUCACCAACCCACCCCCUGAGCCCCGCCUCAUUUGUAGAGAAUGGUUCUCCAGUUUAUUCUGUCCAAUUUUUUUUUGCACAAUAUAGCAGAUCAUUUUUCAGCCACCCUGAUUCUCUAAUGUACUGUUAUCACUACUGUUCCACCUUGAUACAUAUAGAAUUUUACUUGUUUUUUAUUUUGUUUCUGUCAUCUUUUUUUUUGAAUAAUGUGUUUAGUUUGUUGUUGUUGUUUUUUUCUUGAGGUAUUUUCAGAUGUAGCAUAACUUUAAUCUGGGAUUCUCUCAGAACACUCAGUGUAGAAACAGCCAGUGAAUGUGCCCCUCCUCUCAACAUAAACACACAUAUACACUUAAAUGUCUGUCUGCUUCACGCCACCCCCAAAAGCCCCAACCUGCACCUCCUCCACACAUUUUGCACCCUAGCGAGCUUGAGGAAUGAACACUACAUAAUUUGCAUGUAUGGAAUGUGCCUUUAUAUUUUAUUGUGUUAAGACAUCACUACCCACAGAAAGAAGGAAAAUGCUUUUACAUCAACUAAAUGGAGGAAGACAGAAUUAAUUCCAAAAUUAUGCAUCAUAGUCAUAGACAAGGUGUCUAACUGUGAGUCCUCUUUUAUUUUGUGCAAUGUUUGUGGCAAAUAGGGGUCACAUGUUUAAAUAAAGUUUUGUUUUCUACAAAGUG
Hemibagrus wyckioides is the source of this 2089-nucleotide messenger RNA. RefSeq names its product TGFB-induced factor homeobox 1 (gene tgif1). The record is from RefSeq and is a predicted model, not a curated record. Bases 282 to 1022 code for a protein of 246 amino acids. Gene Ontology annotation, biological process: regulation of transcription by RNA polymerase II. Gene Ontology annotation, molecular function: DNA-binding transcription factor activity, RNA polymerase II-specific; RNA polymerase II cis-regulatory region sequence-specific DNA binding. NCBI's taxonomy places the organism in Eukaryota, Metazoa, Chordata, Actinopteri, Siluriformes, Bagridae. The transcript is spliced from 3 exons.